Molecule: messenger RNA, 465 nt
Organism: Capronia epimyces CBS 606.96
Lineage: Eukaryota; Fungi; Ascomycota; Eurotiomycetes; Chaetothyriales; Herpotrichiellaceae
Product: superoxide dismutase
Exons: 4
Coding region: 1-465 (154 amino acids)
Biological process (GO): removal of superoxide radicals
Molecular function (GO): copper ion binding; superoxide dismutase activity
Source: RefSeq, a predicted model, not a curated record
AUGGUUAAAGCAGUUGCCGUCCUCCGUGGGGACUCCAAGGUCUCCGGCCAAGUGACUUUCGAGCAAGCCUCCGAGUCCGCUCCCACCACCAUCACUUGGGACAUCUCUGGCAACGACGCCAGCGCCGAGCGUGGCUUCCACAUCCACACUUUUGGCGACAACACCAACGGAUGCACCAGCGCUGGUCCUCAUUACAACCCGUUCAGCAAGACUCACGGUUCCCCAACCGACUCUGAACGCCACGUUGGCGACCUUGGAAACAUCAAGACCGAUGCUCAGGGCAACGCCAAGGGCAGCGUCAGCGACAGCCUGGUCAAGCUGAUUGGUGAACACAGCAUUCUCGGACGAACUGUCGUCGUUCACGGUGGCACCGAUGAUCUCGGCCGAGGUGGUAACGAGGAGAGCAAGAAGACGGGCAACGCCGGUCCGCGACCUGCAUGCGGCGUCAUUGGUAUCGCCGCAUAA